UCCGGUUUAGCCUGCCUUGCUAGACCGGCAUACUCCCAUCACCCACCCACUCCGUCCAACUUUCCCGGAACACACCUCGCCGGCCUGUCCCACGUUCGCCCUUGACCACCAUUCAGCCCCGUGAGACAGAGUGGAAAUUGUGGAUGCGACGCCCCAGGAACAUCCUCCUCGAGGACCCUCGACUUCUCCUCCUCCGGCUGCAUUCUGUUCCGUAUCGCCCGUCUAGACUCUCGCCGCCGCUCUCUUUCCACUUCUAACUUGACCCUAUUGCGACCACAGUAGCUACUACCCUACUACAGCUACCUCGUCUGCUCAUCCUAGCAUAGUCUGCUUUUCGCCGCUACGGUGCCGCUACGGCACUUACAUCCAUCUCUCUCUACCGGGCUACACUACCCUCUCUCUCGUCUAGUGUACACUACCUAUCUUUUCUUGCGCCCCUCCCCUCCAUCUCAAAUUCCUUUGUGAUUCACCACCUGGCUGGCACUCCUUGGCCGUUAUAGCUUACAGUCGGAGUUUUGAUCCUGACCCUCUCCGGAGUGACCCUGGCCCUGAGUCGAACUCUCUACUUUUUUUGAACCUACACUAUCGAGCUACCUACCUCUUACGUACCGCGGAUCCGCGCUCAUUCCCAGGCCCUGAGUGAAGAGAUCGCCCCCAUCACGACGCUCCUUCCAGAUCGAUACGAGGGACAUUCAAGGGAACAGCCAGAAAGUUUCACAGAAUAAAAAGAAAAAAACCAAGAGCUUCAGCCUUCAACUCCGGUCUGGAUAUCACGCAGCUUCCUAAACAACACAUUUACACGACCAUCGCAAAACGACGUCACACGCGGAUGCCAUAUUGACAGCCUGACUGCGAGAGGUCACAAGCUUAGAGGGACCCAACAUCAAAAAGAGACCCCCGGGUCUCGGGGACACGGAGUUGGCUUCGGCAGGCACAGGCACCGGCACAAGCACAGGCAUAGGUACAGGCGCAGGUACAGGACAUGGAGACCGGCAUGGACCACACUCAAGACACAACUCCGACUGCCGAGGGUCAUGGUCAACUAGGAAACAGCUACCAGACCCCUGACCAACUGGCCGCAAACAACAUCAAAGUUCAGGACUACAUCGACAACACUGCCUUGGCAACGGACCUCCAUGCCAAUGAUGCCUCCAAUAGCUCAGCGACUGCCGACGGCGGCUCCUCAGCGAUUACUUCUCCGACCAACCUGUCAUCAUGGAGCGCAUCCUCAGAUCGACAACUAGGCCACGGAAGCGUACAAGACCCCGAAGACCGCGUCUUUCCUAUCCGUUCCGUCAUUAGCGUCGACCUAGCCGCCACACCACCAGUCAACGAUGAUAUUCGCGCGCGUCGUAGAAUUUCUCUGUCCGAGGGUUAUGCGACUUCGGCAGGCGCCGGGAAUACCGCGACUCCCACUCGUCCGCAUGCGUCGACCGUUCCGACUGCCAAAUCAGGCGCCAUCGACGUCGAAAGUAGGCCCACAGUCAGUCAGAGUCAGUCAUCUGUCUCACAACCUGAUGGCAGCUCCGUUUUCAGUUCAUCGUCCGCGGGCACCAUGCGACACAAGCGCCGCAUGAAUGCCAUGACAGGUUCCCUGUCCAGUGUCCAGGCCGAUGCCGAUAGAUAUGGAAAGGGACGGCCUAUAGAACUCGUCUUGGGCGAUUCGUCCGAGGAAGAGUCCGAUGGCGGCGCAGACGGCAGCGGAGACGGCGGUGACCUGGGUACGAUUGGGGCAUCUUCGUCCUCUGGCAGGGAGUCUCUUGACGCUCUUCCUGAAACUCAUUUCGCGCCUCGCUUCAAGCAUAUCGUGACCAACGAGGGCCAUGCUGUGAUUACAGGUCGCGAUGGGCAGCUACAACGGUGCGAAGAUGAACCAAUUCGGCUUCGGAUUAAUGGUUGUUAUUCAGGAAGAACGAGACGGUCGCUUCAUUGUGCGAUUCGUGAGCGAAAACUCCAAGAGAAUCAUUGGCUACACCCCGCAAGAGCUCUUCCGAAUGAACAACUUCCUCGACAUCUUCACUGAUGAGCAGUCUGAGAAUCUACUGGACCAUAUCGAUUUCAUUAGGGAUGAGGACUCGGAUCCGGCUAUCAACGGGCCCGAGGUUUUUAGUCUCUCCAUCCGACUCCCCAAAGCCAAAACUUCCGUCAGGCUAUGGUGCGCAAUCCAUGUACACCCGUCACGCCCGGAACUGACAAUCUGCGAGUUUGAACUCGACGACGACCACGAUUACCCUUUGCGACCUCCUGAGGAGGACUUGCCAGACAUUCCCGAAGAUACUUUGCAGUCGAAUCCUACAACCGAAGAGCUCACUGAAAGCACAGCGAUCUCGAGCAAGCCAUUACGAGUCUUACGCAGUGCGCGUAGGCGAAGAGGCGAGGCAGGAGCAAUGCAAGUGUUUGAUAUCAUGAGCCAAGUACAGGAACAACUAGCAAACGCUCCCAAUCUGGAAAAGUUUCUCAAGAUCUUGGUCGGCAUUGUCAAGGAGUUGACGGGCUUUCACCGGGUCAUGAUUUACCAGUUUGAUUCCUCGUUCAACGGCAAGGUCGUCACUGAGCUUGUCGAUCCGAUGCAAACAAGGGAUUUGUACAAGGGACUGCAUUUCCCGGCUACAGACAUCCCAAGCCAGGCGCGCGAGCUCUACAAGCUCAACAAGGUACGAUUACUGUACGAUCGAGAUGUCGAGAGCGCACGAAUCGUUUGCCGAACGCCCGAAGAUUUGGAGACCCCGUUGGACAUGACGCACUCUUACCUUCGUGCAAUGUCGCCAAUCCACUUGAAGUAUCUUGCUAACAUGGCAGUGCGCUCUUCCAUGUCCAUCUCGAUCAACGCCUUUGGCGAUCUCUGGGGUCUGGUUUCGUGCCACUCCUACGGGCCCAAGGGGAUGAGAGUCUCAUUUCCCAUACGAAAAAUGUGCCGGCUUAUCGGUGACACUGCUUCGAGAAACAUAGAGCGUUUAUCGUAUGCUUCCCGUCUCCAAGCCCGCAAGCUCAUCAACACAGUACCCACCGACAAGAACCCGUCAGGCUAUAUAAUCGCCUCUUCGGACGACUUGCUGAAGCUAUUCAAUGCCGAUUUCGGAAUGCUUUCGAUACGCGAGGAGACCAAAAUCCUGGGAAAGAUCGAGCAGUCACAGGAAGCACUGGCUAUGCUAGAGUAUCUGCGGCUGCGCAAGUUUUCUUCCGUGGUCACCUCGCAAGACAUCAAGAUCGACUUUCCCGAUCUUCGUUACCCACCAGGAUUUCAAGUCAUCGCCGGCCUUCUCUAUGUGCCCUUGAGCGUCGGUGGGAACGACUUUAUCGUCCUGUUUCGCAAGGGCCAGGUGAGGGAAGUGAAGUGGGCGGGUAACCCACACGAAAAAACAAUCCAGGCUGGUUCUGCCGCAUACCUGGAGCCCAGAAAGAGUUUCAAGGUUUGGUACGAGACGGUUAUUGGCAAAUCUCGCGAAUGGUCAGAGGAGGAAGUCGAGACCGCGGCAGUGCUUUGCUUGGUCUACGGAAAGUUUAUCGAGGUUUGGAGGCAAAAGGAGGCAGCCCUGCGGAGCAGCCGUCUUACUCGUUUACUACUCGCAAACUCGGCACACGAAGUGCGCACGCCACUCAACGCCAUAAUCAACUACCUGGAGAUUGCACUAGAAGGUUCCCUCGAUCAGGAGACCAGAGACAAUCUUGCAAGGUCGCAUUCAGCCUCGAAGUCCUUGAUCUACGUUAUCAACGAUUUGCUCGAUCUGACCAAGACAGAAGAAGGGAAGGAUCUAGUCAAGGACGAGGUUUUCGAUCUGCUUGCGUGUAUACGUGAAGCUACGGAGCCUUUCCGGCAUGAUGCAAAGCGCAAGGGCAUUACAUACGAGGUCAUUGAGCACCCCGGGCUCCCUCGUUUCGUACACGGAGACCAAAGACGAGUCCGACAGGCGGUCGCCAACGUCACAGCAAACGCCGUCAAACAUACGUCGGAAGGGUCUGUCAGGGUUGAGCUAUACGUGGCCGAAGUACAGGACAACCGAGCUCGCAUCGAUAUCGUGGUCCAGGACUCUGGCCAGGGCAUGAGCAAUGCGCAGCUGGAUGCGCUUUUCAGAGAGCUUGAACAAGUUGACACGGACAUUGGAUCCGAAUCAUCUGACGACGACAAUUCGCAAAGCGGUAAAGCGCUUGGCCUGGGUCUUGCAGUUGUCGCAAGAAUUCUGCGAAAUAUGGAUGGACAGCUCCGGCUGAAGUCCGAGGUUGGGAAGGGAUCCAGAUUUGUGAUCCAAUUGCCCUUCGACCUUCCCGAGGAGGAAACCAGCCGAGAUACUGUGGGGGCUAGCAGUGGCAACACCGCGCAGCUAUCCCUCGGAUCUGGUACCGCCUCGGCCUCCGCUGCCUCUGUAACCCAGAUGCAGGACGGCGAAGUGAUGCUGGUCGACCGCAACAACGGCAGCUCAUGGUCUGUUAACAACGCGACUGGCUCGCUGGCGUCCAAGAAGAGCUAUGAUGACAAUCUGAGCAUCACAAGCAAAGGUAGCGGACGAAGCGCGCUCAGUGAUGCGGACAGGCUCAUUGACGCCAUUCAAAACCCUCUCACACUAGGCGAGCCCGAGCCAGAAAGCGUCGCUCGGCAAAGGAGGAACUCACGCGGUCCCUACUACAACCCAUCUUCCAGUCUUCUCGGAUCCUCCAAGGGGCGGUCGGUCAGUCCAGGGAGCCGAAAGCGACCAGAUGUUCCUACGCGGUCGGUUUCGUCGCCGAACACUAAGAAGGAUUUACCUUUCGAGAAGCCAACGACGGAAGUUGCACCCGGACCUUCUGAACCAGCACCAGCAGCUCAAGGGGUGCAGUAUGUGACUGACAGUAGGGUCCCCAUCAAGCCGGUGAAGUUGCCAGACGAAAUGUUCGACAAGCCUGUGGUCCCACCGCAGAGCACGUCAAAGGUGCUCUUUGAAAUUAAGGAUGCCGUUGCGGAUAAGGCGAAAGCAGCAUCAUCUGCGGUCAAGGAGCAACAAUCUGUAUCAUCACAACAGCCCGCCCCACCGCCCGCGCCCGCCAAAGAAGCCUCAACAACAAACAACAAGCUGCAAGUUCUGGUUGCCGAAGAUGACCCCAUCAACGUCAAGGUGUUGCGCAAGAGACUCGAGAAGGCUGGGUACAAAGUUACCCACGCCUUGAACGGCGAGGAUUGCGCAGCAGUGUAUGAAGACAAGCCUGUGGUGUUUGACGUCGUCCUAAUGGAUAUGCAGAUGCCAAUUGUCGACGGUCUUACUAGCACCAAGAUGAUUCGCGCCUUUGAGAAAACCAACCGGGACGGCAGCGGCCAACAGCUCUCCGACAUCGCCUCCGACCACGGCCGCGUCCCCAUCUUUGCUGUGAGCGCCUCCCUGGUCGAGCAAGAAAAGGACACGUACGUAGACGCCGGCUUCGACGGCUGGAUCCUCAAGCCCAUUGACUUUAAGCGCCUCGAGACCCUGCUGCAGGGCAUCACGGAUGAUAAAGCCAGGAAUGACGCGUUGUAUGUGCAGGGCCAGUGGGAGAGGGGUGGCUGGUUUGAAAAGAAAGGGGUGGGCAAUAUGGGGCAGGAACAGGAGGAAAAUCACGAGCAAUAACAUAAGUUGAGGCAGGCACAGAAGGAACAAAAGGAACAAAAUGAUCAGCAGCAGAAAACUGCGGUAAAUGGCGAGCAACCUAAACCGGACCCGAAGGGAAGUAUCGAUGCUCGAUGUUGUAGCACGCCAAGACUGUACAGGAGUAAAGGAACAAAGGUAUUAAGGUGCCCUGGUGUAGUGGGCGUUUGAGAAAUGGAUGGGGAGUCGGGAAAAAAAAAAGGAACCAAAGUAUAAAUGAUCCUCAUCAUCGAUGGGAGAGGAAGAGGAAGAGCUGGUGUUACAUUCUACAUAUACCUACUAUACAACAUACCUGGAGAGUCCACCCGGUGUUUGGGGUGAUGGGAGAUUGGAAGGGGGUAUCUAGGGUAGGAAGAAAGUAGACAGACAAUUACCUAAGCAGGGCAGGCAAGAAGGCAGGCAGGGACGGAAGGAAGGAAGAAAGGCCCGUUCUUCGUCGGCGGCAGCAAUGAAUGAUAGUAGGGCUCUGUCGAGCAAAAUCCUGAGCAAAAAGCCUCCAGAGCUCCCGUCCUCCUUGGUGUCACUGUUGGUCGCUGUUUGAUGAUGAGAGAAAUGAAAUAAGAUACCUGG
This is a messenger RNA of Neurospora crassa OR74A, 6161 nucleotides long. It is a transcript of the gene phy-1, whose product is annotated as sensor histidine kinase/response regulator. Gene Ontology annotation, biological process: phosphorelay signal transduction system; detection of visible light; regulation of DNA-templated transcription. The record is from RefSeq and is a predicted model, not a curated record. The transcript is spliced from 4 exons. The coding region runs from base 1845 to 5573 and encodes 1242 amino acids. Gene Ontology annotation, molecular function: phosphorelay sensor kinase activity; protein binding. Lineage: Eukaryota; Fungi; Ascomycota; Sordariomycetes; Sordariales; Sordariaceae.